AUGCGCACCGACUGGGGUCCUACAUCCUCCUCGACCACCACCACCUACCAACACCCAUCUUCAUCAGCAUCGUCCCAAAAUCUCCUAGCUUCAGGCCAUCGAAAACAUCUCUCGAGCGUCACUCCGGGUAUCAUCAUGGACCGCCAGCCCCUCAGACCCUACGACUGGCUCAGCUGGCCGAUUCCGACGACGGAGUCUGAACAGCUCGCGCAAACAACUUUGGAGAGCACAGCACUUUCCAGGAAAGGCCACACGACCUACCUCCGCGUCUUUACUCGUAGCAGCAUUUCCACCGCUGCUCCCGCCCAACUUUGCGGCGCUGGACUCUGCAGAGCCGACGAAGCCUACCUUGCAUCACUGCCCGCAUGCGAGGCCGUAGCGACUUCACAAGAUGCCUCUCGAUCGCUGUAG
Moesziomyces antarcticus is the source of this 411-nucleotide messenger RNA. RefSeq lists its product as uncharacterized. The coding region runs from base 1 to 411 and encodes 136 amino acids. The record is from RefSeq and is a predicted model, not a curated record. The transcript has 3 exons. Lineage: Eukaryota; Fungi; Basidiomycota; Ustilaginomycetes; Ustilaginales; Ustilaginaceae.